AAGACAACAUUGACAGACGAUGAUUAUAUGAGAUUUGCGAAGGUUGUUUUCCUUUUCACCAUCCCGACAAGAUAGUAACUUUUAUUCCAGGUUAUCUCAGGUAGGAAGAAAAAAAUCAUUCAAGUCAGCAUGGAAACUGAUCAACCAGGAAAAACUUCACCAUUGGCACAAUACCUCCGCCUGCUGAAUUCUAUCCAUGAUGUCAAUAAAUUGUCCUUCUCCAAACGGCCUUUGGAAGACCAGUUGGAUUUUCUUUUCCACUCUGAAAAGGUCAGAGACUACCGACCCAAGAUGUAUUCUGAAACCAAGAACGUGUUCAGGGCCUAUGAGUGCAGUAGCAAGGCCAAGAAUUGCCAUAAAAUAUCAACCAAAUUUGCACGUCUCAAGGACGCCCUGAGAUUCGCUCCUCGCUUCGGGGACAUGUUUGCCGAUAUCGUCAUGUUUCGAGCAUCUUUAACAUCAAAAAUGUUGCACAGACCGGAUGAAGCUUUGCGGCAAAUCGCAGAACUCGGGUCCGGAUUCGGGAAGCAGAAAUCAGCAGAAAUCCGCAAACUUGAGCAAGAUUUGCGGGAAACCUUGAAACAGGGUUCUUUUAAGACAACAGACCACAAUUCGAAACAGCACCAUUGGUUGGACUUGACGAAAGAGGAAAGAAUUUCCCCAUUCUGCAGCGUUUCCGACAAGAUAAAGCUCGGGAAAACGGGAAAAAAGGGGUUCGGAUAUUUUGCGGAAGUCGACUUGAAACCCGGUGAAGUGCUGAUUUCUGAGACUGCCUUGAGUUCUGUGCUGAUGCCUGAUACAUGGGCAACUCACUGCAACAUGUGUCAUAAUCAGGUUUAUGUGGGCUUCCCUUGUCCAAAAUGCCCUCAUGUGAUUUACUGUGACAAGGAAUGCUAUCAAAGAAGUCAGACAUUCCACAAAUUUGAGUGCAAAGCUAUGGUGAACUUGAGGGAAUUGUGUUUGCUUCAUCCAACAGCUUUAGUUGCUUUAAAAAUGGUGCUGAGCACCAACUUGAGAGACUUGGUGGGUACCAAGGGCCGGAGACUGAGCAGAAAACCCCAGGAUCAGGAUUAUCUUCAGAAAUACCAUCCUGGUGAUUGGAGAUCAACCUUCAACUUACAGCAAAGUCAGGCAAAUGAAGAUUCAGAAUUGGUGCUGAGUAAUGCAAAGUUGGCAGUUUACCUGGUGAAGCUGCUGGAGGAAAUGGGAUACUUUGCAGCUCAGGAUUAUCCUGCUUCUACUGAAGAAAAAAUAUGUUUGAGCGAAUUGCUGUCCCACUGGCUCAGCACAUUUGCUUCCAACUGCUUCCCCAUUAGUACUCCACAGGUGAAAAAGGCUGAAGACGAGGUAAAAGUUUGGUUGUCUCCAACUGGAACUGGGAUUUUUCCUUCUUCAGCAAUGUUCAACCAUGCCUGCUAUCCAAAUGCAACAGCAGCAUCUUUAACAUCAAAAAUGCUGCACAGACCGGAUGAAGCUUUGCGGCAAAUCGCAGAACUCGGGUCCGGAUUCGGGAAGCAGAAAUCAGCAGAAGUCCGCAAACUUGAGCAAGAUUUGCGGGAAACCUUGAAACAGGGUUCUUUUAAGACAACAGACCACAAUUCGAACCAGUACCAUUGGUUGGACUUGACGAAAGAGGAAAGAAUUUCACCAUUCUGCAGCGUUUCCGACAAGAUAAAGCUCGGGAAAACAGGAAAAAAGGGGUUCGGAUAUUUUGCGGAAGUCGACUUGAAACCCGGUGAAGUGCUGAUUUCUGAGACUGCCUUGAGUUCUGUGCUGAUGCCUGAUACAUGGGCAACUCACUGCAACAUGUGUCAUAAUCAGGUUUAUGUGGGCUUCCCUUGUCCAAAAUGCCCUCAUGUGAUUUACUGUGACAAGGAAUGCUAUCAAAGAAGUCAGACAUUCCACAAAUUUGAGUGCAAAGCUAUGGUGAACUUGAGGGAAUUGUGUUUGCUUCAUCCAACAGCUUUAGUUGCUUUAAAAAUGGUGCUGAGCACCAACUUGAGAGACUUGGUGGGUACCAAGGGCCGGAGACUGAGCAGAAAACCCCAGGAUCAGGAUUAUCUUCAGAAAUACCAUCCUGGUGAUUGGAGAUCAACCUUCAACUUACAGCAAAGUCAGGCAAAUGAAGAUUCAGAAUUGGUGCUGAGUAAUGCAAAGUUGGCAGUUUACCUGGUGAAGCUGCUGGAGGAAAUGGGAUACUUUGCAGCUCAGGAUUAUCCUGCUUCUACUGAAGAAAAAAUAUGUUUGAGCGAAUUGCUGUCCCACUGGCUCAGCACAUUUGCUUCCAACUGCUUCCCCAUUAGUACUCCACAGGUGAAAAAGGCUGAAGACGAGGUAAAAGUUUGGUUGUCUGCAACUGGAACUGGGAUUUUUCCUUCUUCAGCAAUGUUCAACCAUGCCUGCUAUCCAAAUGCAACAGCGUAUUUCCUGAACAACAAAUUGAAGAGGAAGAGUUUGAUGUCUGUGUGUGAGCAAUGUGGUCCAUAUCAGGCACAUUCAGACAGGAUUCUGCAACUUGCUGAUGUUGAUCAAAUGUUCAAGAAUGCAACAGCCUGGGUGCUGGAUACAGAACAAACAGUGACCAACUACAAGUCACCUAAAUGUGUAAAACCGCAUCAGUGUGCAUUUCGGGCCCAGAACCUGCUCAUCAAAUGCUUCUUGGUUGAUGCAGUUUUGGCAAAACCAGUGCUGAUAGCUUCUCGCCAUGAAAUCCCAGACAUUGACCAGAAUCAUCAAGUUUUGCCUCAACAAGUCAAAAGCAGGACUCAGCCAAAAUUUUUGAGGAUUGUGGAUUCUUUGGGGACAUCGUGAUGCUUUCUUGUCACUUUAAUCAACACCGUCGGGCAUGACUAUAUAUUUUAUUUCUUCGGGAAUUUAAAAUCGGAAAUUAAAUGCGAAAUAAAAAAGCAUGGAAUGAAUUCA
Molecule: messenger RNA, 2922 nt
Organism: Notodromas monacha
Lineage: Eukaryota; Metazoa; Arthropoda; Ostracoda; Podocopida; Cyprididae
Source: the annotation of a GenBank genome assembly